GCGUCCUUUGGCGCGUGCAUGUUGGGAGCGACGGGCUGAUUUCAUAACGCGGCCAGAACCAGAGGGAUGGGGCAGUAACAGCCGGACUCAUCCCAUAUUUCAGGCUGCAGAGCGCGCGUCCCGGGCCAUGUCCUCACGCUGCUGCUGAUGCUGCGGUCCACACGCCUUUUAUUUGUGUCUGGAGCAUCUUAGCCGUGACGUCAAGCCCAGCGGGAGCCAGGCGCAGCGCGGAGCGGAGCAUGGACUUCAAACAUCUGGUGGAGGCGGCGGAGAAGUGGUGCACGGGGAACCCAUUCGACCUCAUCUUCGCCGAGGAGGACGACGAGAGGCGGCUGGACUUCUACGCCGAGCCCGGAGUGUCGUUCUACGUGCUGUGUCCGGGAGGAACCGACACAUUCCAUGUGUGGAGCGAGAGCGAGGACUGUCUUCCCUUCCUGCAGAUGGCGCAGGACUACAUCUCGUCCUGUGGGAAGAAGACUCUGCCUGAGGUGCUGGAGAAAGUCUUCAUGUCAUUUAGGCCUCUCUUAGGUCUCCCCGACAUCGACGACGACAGUUUCGAGCACUACCACGCCGACAUGGAGGGCGAACCGGGCCCCGACCACCAGCAGAUGGGAGUCAGUCAGCAGUGAGGCGGCUCCGGCUUAGACCUUAGGGGGCGCUCUCUGCCUCCUCGUCGUCAUCAUCAUCGGCCCCAUUCGGCGAUCUUUACACAGACACACACACUUAAAUAUAUCUCCCUUGAAUGUUCCGUGCUGCUUCGCUUCCUACGAUGGGCGCACUUUUAUUGCUCUGUGUCGACCCCUUUUUAGACAAACACACACACACACAAACGUGGGCGGGGCGGGGCGGGGUACGUGAGCGGCGGCCGUGUGCAACGCAACACCCCCCGUCGUAAUCAUUCACCAUCUGGGUAGUUAAAACGUAAACGUAAAGCGGGUUUCGUCGGGCGGAACGGCGGUGGAGACGGUUCCUGUGUGGAUUUUUUGAGAUGAGAUCGUUGUGGGAGGAGCCUCGUUGUGGGAGGAGCCUCGUUUCUGCGGGUUUUGUUGAUUCAGAGGCCGCGCCGAGGGGAAUCUGGGUUAAAAGGUGACGGUUGGAGGCUUCGACUGCAGUAACACCCAUGUGAGAUAACGCUAUUUUUCCAUUUAGAAACAGAGGAACAGGGUUGUUGUUUUUUUUUUGUUGUUGUUGUGACGUAAUCCCAGGUGGUGGUUGGCGACACGUCUGCUCCACUUUAAACACAUUUGCUCCUUUCGUGUGCGGCUCGACGGUAGAAGGGGUCGUUCCUCGUGUAUAAAGAGUCUCAAACGCAUUUAAAUUAUCUCGAUCUGAGGAUGUUUCGGGCCCCACGCAGCUGAAGUGCUUCCCGGUCCGGGGGUCUCUGUCCCGUGACACCGCAGCCCCAUCGUCCCGUAGUCUUCCUGGUUGGUGGUUCACACUUUGCCCUAUUUUUAUUUUUUUUUUUCUUUAAAGCUCUGUGUGGGGGGAGUUCAUGAAAUUGGCCCAUCUAAAUUCCAAAAUAGUGUCGUUUUAGCGCUGUCCCAAAGUGAAAAUAGUAAAAGGCAGUUUGUUGAAGCUGUGAGUCCCGAGGAGCGUCAGGGGCCCCUCUCUAUUGUCACAUUGUAAAUCACUUCUGCAUUGCAAAGCUUGGAUUCCUUUUUAAACACUCAGCCCUAAACGUUCAGACUGUUUUUAGCAGUUUUGUUUGGCCUGUUUCCCGCUUGUAAAUGUUUUGUCUUUAUUUAUUUAUGAAGUGUUUCUCUGCAGUGACUCUUCUGUUUGUCAUUAUAGACGUGUGUGUGUGAGAUUGUUCAAUAAACGUGUCAAAGAAUGU
Periophthalmus magnuspinnatus is the source of this 1834-nucleotide messenger RNA. It is a transcript of the gene mturn, whose product is annotated as maturin, neural progenitor differentiation regulator homolog (Xenopus). Lineage: Eukaryota; Metazoa; Chordata; Actinopteri; Gobiiformes; Gobiidae. The transcript is spliced from 3 exons. Bases 240 to 629 code for a protein of 129 amino acids. The record is from RefSeq and is a predicted model, not a curated record. Gene Ontology annotation, biological process: regulation of signaling; positive regulation of megakaryocyte differentiation. Gene Ontology annotation, cellular component: cytoplasm.